AUGUUUGCAGAUAUCGACUACAAGGAAUAUCUGGCAGAUCCGUCGCCAUCUGCUAUGCAGUCGGUUCGGGAUGUUGUUGAUGACCUCAUCUGGCGGUACACGUCGGUCCUGAUGGCACAACCCUUCGAAGUGGCCAGGACCAUACUUCAAGUUCGCAGCCAUGACGACGUUCUCGCUGUUGCGGUCCCUGACUUGGAGCUCGCAAAACAAGAGAUAACACCUUCUUAUGAAAGCGUUAUGCCAAACUCUUUCGCCGGCUAUGAUUCCGAUUUAGACGAGCCCAACUAUUUUGCACCGAACGUGCCGAAUCCCUCGUCCACCUUGUAUCCGGCUCAAAGGCAAAGGAGUUCACCUUCAUUGCCGCCGUCACAAGUUGCCAACCCAACGGUGCCGCUCCCCUCUUACAGACUCGAACUUCAAAAGGCGAAUUCUAUUGUCGAGGUCAUAUCGCAGUUGUGGCAGAAAGAGGCUGCUUGGGGUGUCUGGAAAGGGACCAAUGCAUCCUUCCUCUACACUGUUGUGCAGUCCCUCCUUGAAAAUUGGUCAAGGAGUCUACUCAGCGCUUUGUUUAACGUCCCAGACCUAGGUCUGAAGGAUGACGUCGACCGCUUGAUCGAUAUUGCGUCUCCAUACCCUUGGGCGUCUCUAUUUGUUGCAGCGGCAGCAGCUGUAACCACAGGCCUGGUUUUGUCGCCUCUGGACCUUGUCCGAACAAGGCUCAUUUGCACACCAACAUAUCGCCAACCGCGACGAGCACUCUCUCUUCUCCGCAACUUGCCCUCCCUCGUGUGCUCGCCGGCACUGGCCAUUCCCACUAUUCUUCACUCUCUUAUCCACCCCCUUCUGACACUUUCUACACCUCUCAUACUGCGAUCGCAGUUCUCGAUUGAUAGGGUUGCAUAUCCUUUUACGUUCUCAGUUGCAAAAUUUUGCUCAUCAUCUUUUGCGCUGUUCGUCAAGCUGCCCCUGGAGACCGUGCUGCGGCGAGGACAGGCUGCCAUUUUGAACUCGCCAGAGUAUGUGCAGGCCCUUGAACCGGCACCGACAACUGCUGGCAGCGAAAUGGCGCAGUCGACGGGCAUGGAAACUAUUGUGCCACUAGGCAAGUACAUGGGCAUUUUCGGAACCAUGUACCACAUUGUUUCUGAGGAGGGCCGCGUGCCUGUCUUGGACCCGCUUCAAAAGAUUAAGCCCCAUUCGAGGAAAGCGAAGACAAAAGUCGCCCAGGCUGUGUACCGACAGGGCCAAGGCAUGGAGGGCUUAUGGAGAGGCUGGAAAGUAAGCUGGUGGGGAUUGGUCGGGCUGUGGACAGCGGCUACAAUCGGCCAUGGUGGCGACGGCGAGUUCUGA
Grosmannia clavigera kw1407 is the source of this 1350-nucleotide messenger RNA. RefSeq names its product mitochondrial fusion protein. NCBI's taxonomy places the organism in Eukaryota, Fungi, Ascomycota, Sordariomycetes, Ophiostomatales, Ophiostomataceae. The transcript is spliced from 3 exons. Bases 1 to 1350 code for a protein of 449 amino acids. The record is from RefSeq and is a predicted model, not a curated record.